AUGUUUGUUAAUUUUCUCACCCACAGGACCCCAGUGACAGGAUUGUGUAACACUGACUCACAAUACAUCACUCACAUCCACAACACGUCCACUCACAGGAGCCCAGUGACAGGAUUGUGUAACACUGACUCACAAUACAUCACUCACAUCCACAACACGUCCACUCACAGGAGCCCCGUUACAGGAUUGUGUAACACUGACUUACGAUACAUCACUCACAUCCACAACACGUCCACUCACAGGAGCCCCGUUACAGGAUUGUGUAACACUGACUUACGAUACAUCACUCACAUCCACAACACGUCCACUCACAGGACCCCAGUGACAGGAUUGUGUAACACACUGACUCACAAUACAUCACUCACAUCCACAACACAUCCACUCACAGGAGCCCAGUGA
Messenger RNA from Pelobates cultripes (western spadefoot toad), 399 nucleotides. The record is from the annotation of a GenBank genome assembly. Lineage: Eukaryota; Metazoa; Chordata; Amphibia; Anura; Pelobatidae.